This is a messenger RNA of Pichia kudriavzevii, 1698 nucleotides long. RefSeq lists its product as uncharacterized. The record is from RefSeq and is a predicted model, not a curated record. Lineage: Eukaryota; Fungi; Ascomycota; Pichiomycetes; Pichiales; Pichiaceae. Bases 1 to 1698 code for a protein of 565 amino acids. The transcript has a single exon. Gene Ontology annotation, molecular function: flavin adenine dinucleotide binding.
AUGAAACGAGAAAACAAGAUUUUCCAUAUUGGAGAAGCCCCAAAUGACAGAUUCUACAUGUGCAUGAGAAGUAGGAGACUGAACCUCAUAUACACACGGAGAGUCAUGUAUUCGACCAUGUUAAGCAGAUGCAGGGUUCAGUGGAGCUCGAGUAUUGCCAAGCCACGAUGUUUAUUGUGGGGCAAAAGAGGUAUAAUCACCGGACAUGGGAAAACGGGAUCUAAUGCUGUUCCCAAGACAGGCAACGUGUCCGGUGAGGAGAAGAGCAAGUCGAGUUCGGGUUCGCCUUUUGAUUCGUCCUUUUCGUUUCAGCUGUUUUUGAUUGUUGGAGCAAUGGGGGCAGGCUAUACAUUGGGGAAAACGGCAAUUGAAACUUCGCCGCCAGUCACGCUGUUUCCGAAUGGAUCGACUACAAGUUAUGAAGACUUGAAGGAGUUUGAGAAAGUGGACAAGGAAAGAUUACAAAAGCGAUACGAUAUGUUCAGACGGUGUGCGUUGAGGAUCUUGGAGAAUAAGGGUAUCGAGGUGGAUAUGAAGUACGGUAAGAAUGAGUUUUUAUUUGAGGAGAAAUACUGCAGCAAGGACGUGUCCCAGAUUAUGAAUGAGCCGGACGAGAUUGGAGACGUUUUCUUUGGGAAAGACGUGAAGGAAUUCAAAGACAAGGAGUUUGUGUGGUACCCGGAGACAACAGAGGACGUUUCUGCGAUUUUGAAAACCUGUGAUGAGUUUAAGGUUCCUGUCAACAGCAAAUCUUCUAGGGUUCCGAGUAUUGGACUCACUUUUUCGAUUGAUUUCUCCAAUUUUGACAAGAGUGACGAUAGUGACAACAAGAUUGCCCUAACUUGUAAUAUGACCAAUGAGGAAAUCAAGGCGAAACUGAAAAACACGUUUGACUUAAACAACAGACUUGAUGCACUAGACUUGUUUUUCAUUGACUGUGGCUUGAAGUUGUCGAGCAGUAACAACAAGCUGAUAAACAACAGGUUUGACUCGAAAGAUGUUGACGAAAUCGAGUGUGUUUUGCCCGAUGGUAAUAUCAUCAAUGUGCGUAAUGAUAUAAAUGAUAAGGAUAACUACAAGCUGUAUCAAUUGCUCACCACUUUUCAAGAUGAUGUUGCAAUAAUAACCAAGGCAUAUAUUGAUAAAAGUAAACGAGUGGACCAGCAUAGUGCCGCUGACGAGAAAAGUUUGAUUGUGAUUGGUGCCAACGACAUGUCUCAACUCCAGAAUCUAAUCAAGGAAAUCAAACAUAAAGUGAAUGAGGAAGUCGCCAUUGUGGACAACAACGGUUGUUUACAAAUCCUGGACCGUUUUGGGGAAUACAGAACAUUUGCAAUUGUUAAAACAGACAACACUACCCUUACGAAACUAAACAAAAAGUUCCAAAAUGGAUUGGUAGUUGCAGACGGUUGCCGGAUUGAAUCUCUUCCUGUUUCCAUGGUUGGCAAUCCCGCCCUACAAAGUGGCUAUUUGAGUGACUGUGUCACCUCUGGUGGCAAUGGUGUUCUUGUGAAGGAGAAGCUAUCUGCAACACAAGUCAAGGCCUACUACGUCACCUCUCCAGUUGCAGAGACGAAGGUUGUUGAUCCACAAUCAACUCUUCGGUCUGUCCUCCGGCGACUCAAGUUGGCCAUGGACAACGGCCGUAUUCUCAACAGCGGCUCUGCUGUUGCCACUGUCUCUACAAGUAACAUGUAG